GAACCUUGGCAGUGUCCGAAAUGGCCCCCUAUACCCUAAUAUAAUGCACGGUUUGAGGGGACAUCCAUUUUUUUAGUGGUGUCCGAAUUCAUAGUGGACAUUGAGUGCACUCAAUCCCAUGAUGCAUCAUAAUAACGAGUGUACAACCGAUGUUAACUCGCGGUUAGCUGCUAGCCAUCGUGAUGCUCGACGCCCGCAGCGUUUCCAGUGCACAGUGUCUGAAUUUACUCGCUCGUUUUCACCCGCUCCUUAAAGUGCCAGUGGACUUUAUUAGUGAACUAAUGUUGGGAAUAGUGAAUGAGGGUAUAGUGGGCGAUUUCGGACACAGCCCAUGAGAGUAGAGCACAACUUUAUCCCCUGAACAGUUUUCUUGCGGAAGUCGAGCCCGAGGCUCUGUGGUAUUUUUAUAAAUAUGUCUUAACCCAACAAAAACUGUUCUUGUCAGCAGUCCGUAUGUGACGGGAUAAGCACAUAUAAAGGGCACAUAGGUUUAAGACUCCAGUACUGCCAGGGCCUUCAAAAUGGCCGGUAACCAGCAGUCCGCUGUUGUCUACCUCAGAAAGACCUGGGGGAACCUGGUGACCAAGAUGCAAAACUUUCCAGUCAUUGUUGAGAAUCUUCAUCAGCGGAGGGUUUUUAAUGACUAUGAUGUGGGUGCUGUCAAAGCGAUGAGCACAGAGCCUGAUAAAGCCAGAUAUAUAUUGAAAAGGGUCACAAACCAGGGGGAAUGCGCCAGUUAUGAGUUACUCAAGAUUUUGGAUUUCACUUGGAAGAGGACAUUACAUCCAAGUUUACACAAAUGGAUCAAACGUUACUCCUUCAGGGAAGACUCGGAGGCCAACUCUUCAUUUGGUGAAGCUUCAGUCACACCAAAGUUUGGAGCUGAACAGACGAAAGGCACAGCGCCCUGUCAACAUUACCUGACACAGCUUAAGAUGAAAGCAAAAAGUAUCCUGGAGAACCAGAGGGAACAUAGGAGUAAAUAUUUGCUUCACAAACAGCAAGAAAAUUUCCAUUUCAUACCGCUUGCUUCAAAAAAGGAAACUGUGAAAAGGGAGCAAUCUUAUUCUUCUCAGGAGGAAUAUGUGGAAAUGGGGGAUGGCACAUAUUCUUCAGAUGCGGAAGUAGAAUGUCUCUAUAUCGAGCCUUUUUCUUUAAAAAGUGAUUCCGUGAUAAAAAAAACAAAAUUUGAAGCAAAAAACAAAAAACGACGAAAGAAAAAGCUGGGAGCUCACUUUCCUAACAAGGAAGAAACGGUUUCACCUGAAGAUUUACUAACAAUGCAGAACAAGAACAUCCUGCUGUUCGGCAAACCUGGAAUUGGAAAAACCACAAUCGCCCAGCAAAUGUUGCAUCUAUGGACGGAGAAAACCAUCAGAGUACCAGACUACAUGUUUUAUUUUGAUGAAACUAUUGUCUCCCACAGUUCCAACCUGAUGAAUCUUGAUUCUCUUUUGUUUGAUGUGUAUGUAAAAGCAAAAGAAGAAGACCAACAAGAGGUGCUUCAAGAUAUGAAAGACAAUGUUGAGAAUGUUGUUUUCAUAUUUGAUGGUGUCACUCGUCUGCAAGAAGACUCUGUCUUGAAGAAGAUCAUGAACCAUGAUGUGCUACGUAAGGCGAAAGUCAUAAUAACAUGCAGAACAGAGAUGGAAAAAGAUUCUCUUUUCUCAGAUUGGCCAACACAGAAAGUGUAUGUUCAAGGAUUCAGUGAAGAGUCUAUCAGAAUUUACUAUCAGAUGAUGUUGGGUCACAAUCCUGAUCUUCUGAAUGUGGUGUUGAACAAUCAAGAGCUGUUCAGUCUUAGUUAUGUGCCUAUGUAUGCGUUCAUGAUUGCAAAUAUGAUUCUUCUCAAAGACGACACGGUGCUCAACAAUCCACACACAGUCACAAACAUGAACAUCCACAUUUUCUUUAAUGCUUUGAUGAAAUAUGGGGAUAAAAACCUUUUGGAAAUUGAUGAGUAUUUGAAAGAGAUCAAAGAUCAGCUUGAUCUCUUAAUGAAAAAUGCAUUCAGUGCAACUGAGCAGAAAAGCCUGAACCUUCCAGAGAUCAGCGGUGAUGAAACUGACAUUUGUCAUGCUUUUCUGAAAAUGAUCACAAUAAGAGACAGUCUGACGUCUGAAACAAAAUACUGUGCGUUUCUCCACAACACAAUGCAGGAAUUCUUCUCAGCUUUGUGGCUUGUUGAGAAUCCAGAUGAAAUUGAGAAAGUCCUGAAACUGUGUCAGACUGAAGAGAGUCAACACAUGAGACAUGUUCUGCCUUUCCUGUGUGGACUUCUGGGAGAACAUAACAACAAACUCCUCAAGUGUCUCUUCUCAGAGGAUCAGAUGAAGAAAACAUCCGAACGGUUCAUUGAGAAACUUUCGGACACUUUCCUCAAACCUCAGAGUGAUGGUGAAGACGUUGAUCUUCUCUAUGUGUGUCAGUGCUUGUAUGAGCUUCAGUCAUCUAACGCUUGCUUGAUGUUUCUGGAGAAGAUGAAGCAUCAGCUGGACAUUGAUGUGAAUCUGGACCCUCAUCAGAGUUGUGCUUUUUCUUACGUGAUCAGUCAAUCCAGAGAUAAAGAAGUUCAUCUGAAUUUGCAGGACUUCACUGUAUCUGACUCAGGAAUGAUCAUGAUUCUCUUUUGCACGCCAAAGAUCAGAUUGAAACCUUGCAAUGCUGCUUUCAAUCAAAUCAAAGUCUUACUACAAUUCAUUCAUAAAGUUUCUGUUAAUAAAACAACUCUGGAGGGUGAGAAGAGGAAGAGAUCGCACUGCUGCUGCAACUCUUUUCACAAUAACACCCCAGAACUGGGUGAUGCCCUGCUGGAUCUUUACUCACAUGUGAAGGACUAUGAGACUCAAACAGGCAGGAGUUUUCUUCCAGCGUUACAGCCGGUUUUCCAGUCAUCACCUGAUGUCUGGUUCAUAGAUCUUUCAGAGAGAAAGUCCUCCAUCCUCCUGGAAGUGUUGAAGCUCCAGACAGAGAAGAAACCAGUAGAGCUGAGAGGAUGGACAGAUGAAGAGAGUGAAGUGAUGAGUUUCAUUCAGUGUCUGCCCCACAUCUCACAACUGGGGCUCAGAUGUUCAGAUGAAAACACUGAAACAUCUGCUGUGCAGUUCCUGCUGAGUCUCAUUGUGGCAGCAGAAAGCGAGAUGACUACGAUCAUUUCAUCUUUGUGCAGUUAUAAAACAUUCCCUUUCCAAUCCUCAGGAAAUGUAGUGACGGAGAUUCAGUGCGAUUUUCUGCUGGAUCUUUACUCACAUGUGAAGGACUAUGAGACUCAAACAGGCAGGAGUUUACUUCCAGCAUUACAGAGAGUUUAUAUACAGUCAACACCUGAUGUUUGGAUCAUAGAUCUCUCAAAGAGAAAGGCCUCCAUCCUCCUGGAAGUGUUGAAGCUCCAAACAGAGAAGAAACCAGUAGUGCUGAUAGGAUGGACAGAUGAAGAGAGCGAAGUAAUGAGUUUCCUUCACUGUCUGCCCUACAUCUCACAACUGAGCUUUAUUAAUAGGAAUAUCAGUGAACGAACCAAAUUUUUGUUGAAAGUCUUCAUUAAAGCAGCAGAAACUGAGAGACUAACUGGAGAUCAGAUGCUGGAACUGUUGACAUCAGUCUGGAGCUACAGCUUCUCGUUUUCUAAAAACAAUGACAACGUCGAAUUGUGUGAUUUCCUGUUUGAUCUUUACUUGUAUGCAAAGGACUAUGAGACUCAAACAAGUAAGAGUGUCCUUCCAGCAUUACAGCAACUUUACCGUUUAGUUCCUACAGUCUGGUCCAUAGAUCUCUCAGAGAGAAAGACCUCCAUCCUCCUGGAAGUGUUGAAGCUCCAAACAGAGAAGAAACCAGUAGUGCUGAGAGGAUGGACAGAUGAAGAGAGUGAAGUGAUGAGUUUCCUUCACUGUCUGCCCUACAUCUCACAACUGAGAUGUAAUUAUUCCUUUAACUGUGAUGCCACAAGUUUUCUGUUGAAACUCUUCAUUAAAGCAGCAGAGGCCGAGACACAAACAGGAGAUCAGAUGCUGAAACAGUUGACAUCAGUCUGCAAAUACACAUCUUUCCCUUAUGAAAAUUGUGACAACGUUAAACAGAGUGAUUUUCUGCUGGAUCUUUACUCACAUGUGAAGGACUAUGAGACUCAAACAGGCAGGAGUUUUCUUCCAGCAAUACAGUCAGUUUAUCAGACAGCACCUGAUGUCUGGAUCAUAGAUCUGUCAGAGAGAAAGGCCUCCAUCCUCCUGGAAGUGUUGAAGCUCCAGACAGUGAAGAAACCAGUAGAGCUGAAAGGAUGGAGAGAUGAAGAGAGUGAAAUGAUGAGUUUCCUUCAGUGUCUGCCCUACAUCUCACAACUGAGCUUUGUAAAUGGGAAUAUCAAUGAACAAACCAAAUUUCUUCUAAAACUCUUCAUUAAAGCAGCAGAGACCGAGAGGCUGACCGGAGAUCAGAUGCUGAAACUGUUGACACCGGUCUGGAGCCACAACGGUUGUCUUAAUGACAAUAACGACAACAUUGAAUUGUGUGAUUUCCUGUUGGAUCUCUACUCGCAUGCAAAGAAUUAUGAGAAUCAAACAGGCAAUCGUGUUCUUCCAGGAUUACAUCAACUUUACCACUUAGUUCCUACAGUCUGGUUUAUAGAUCUCUCAAAGAGAAAGACCUCCAUCCUCCUGGAAGUGUUGAAGCUCCAGACAGAGAAGAAACCAGUAGAGCUGAUAGACUGGUCAGAUGAAGAGAGUGAAGUGAUGAGUUUCCUUCAGUGUCUGCCCUACAUCUCACAACUGAGAGUCACUGCUUAUUAUACUGCUGUUGAAUCCAGGAUUCUGUCAAAACUCUUCAUCAAAGCGGCAGAGAGUCAGACACACACAGGAGAUCAGAUGCUGGAGCUGUUGACAUCAGUCUGCACAUACACAUCUUUCCCUUUUAAAAAUAUUGACAACACCAGACAGAGUGUCUUUCUAUUGGAUAUUUACUCACAUGUGAAGGACUAUGAGACUCAAACAGGCAGGAGUUUACUUCCAGCAUUACAGUCAGUUUAUCAGACAGCACCUGAUGUCUGGAUCAUAGAUCUCUCAAAGAGAAAGACCUCCAUCCUCCUGGAAGUGUUGAAGCUCCAGACAGAGAAGAAACCAGUAGAGCUGAGAGGAUGGACAGAUGAAGAGAGUGAAGUGAUGAGUUUCCUUCAGUGUCUGCCCUACAUCUCACAACUGAGAUUUGACCUGUGGAAUAGUAGUCAUACAGUUCAGUGUGUUUCAGAACUCUUUACUAAAGCAGCAGAAACUGAGACACAAACAGGAGAUCAGAUGCUGAAACUGUUGACAUCAGUCUGCACAUACACAACUUUCCCUUAUGAAGAUAUGAACAGCUCUAGAAAGAGUGAUUUUCUGCUGGAUCUUUACUCACAUGUGAAGGACUAUGAGACUCAAUCAGGCAGGAGUUUUCUUCCAGCAUUACAGUCAGUUUAUCAGACAGCACCUGAUGUCUGGAUCAUAGAUCUCUCACAGAGAAAGACCUCCAUCCUCCUGGAAGUGUUGAAGCUCCAAACAGAGAAGAAACCAGUAGUGCUGAGAGGAUGGACAGAUGAAGAGAGUGAAGUGAUGAGUUUCCUUCACUGUCUGCCCUACAUCUCACAACUGAGAUUUGACCUGUGGAAUCGUAGUCAUACAUUUCAGUGUGUUUUGAAACUCUUCAUUAAAGCAGCAGAAACUGAGACGCAAACAGGAGAUCAGAUGCUAAAACUGCUGACAUCAGUCUGCACAUACAGAAAUUUUCCUUUUGAAUGUAUGAACAUUGUUGAACAGAGUGAUUUUCUGCUGGAUAUUUACUCACAUGUGAAGGACUAUGAGACUCAAACAGGCAGGAGUUUACUUCCAGCAUUACAGUCAGUUUAUCAGACAGCACCUGAUGUCUGGAUCAUAGAUCUCUCAAAGAGAAAGACCUCCAUCCUCCUGGAAGUGUUGAAGCUCCAGACAGAGAAGAAACCAGUAGAGCUGAGAGGAUGGACAGAUGAAGAGAGUGAAGUGAUGAGUUUCCUUCAGUGUCUGCCCUACAUCUCACAACUGAGAUUUGACCUGUGGAAUAGUAGUCAUACAGUUCAGUGUGUUUCAGAACUCUUUACUAAAGCAGCAGAAACUGAGACACAAACAGGAGAUCAGAUGCUGAAACUGUUGACAUCAGUCUGCACAUACACAACUUUCCCUUAUGAAGAUAUGAACAGCUCUAGAAAGAGUGAUUUUCUGCUGGAUCUUUACUCACAUGUGAAGGACUAUGAGACUCAAUCAGGCAGGAGUUUUCUUCCAGCAUUACAGUCAGUUUAUCAGACAGCACCUGAUGUCUGGAUCAUAGAUCUCUCACAGAGAAAGACCUCCAUCCUCCUGGAAGUGUUGAAGCUCCAAACAGAGAAGAAACCAGUAGUGCUGAGAGGAUGGACAGAUGAAGAGAGUGAAGUGAUGAGUUUCCUUCACUGUCUGCCCUACAUCUCACAACUGAGAUUUGACCUGUGGAAUCGUAGUCAUACAUUUCAGUGUGUUUUGAAACUCUUCAUUAAAGCAGCAGAAACUGAGACGCAAACAGGAGAUCAGAUGAUAAAACUGCUGACAUCAGUCUGCACAUACAGAAAUUUUCCUUUUGAAUGUAUGAACAUUGUUGAACAGAGUGAUUUUCUGCUGGAUCUUUACUCACAUGUGAAGGACUAUGAGACUCAAACAGGCAGGAGUUUACUUCCAGCAUUACAGUCAGUUUAUCAGACAGCACCUGAUGUCUGGAUCAUAGAUCUCUCAGAGAGAAACACCUACAUCCUCCUGGAAGUGUUGAAGCUCCAGACAGAGAAGAAACCAGUAGAGCUGAGAGGAUGGAGAGAUGAAGAGAGUGAAGUGAUGAGUUUCCUUCAGUGUCUGCCCUACAUCUCACAACUGAGGUCAGGAUUGUUCACUAUAGUAAAUGUGUUUGACUGGAAUGCUUAUCUUUAUGCUUAUUUAGCUUAUAUAAAUGUCAAGUUUACAAAAAUAAUUUGAGACAGUUGGCUAUUAAUUUCUGAAAAGAUGUUCUUCACAAGCCAAUACCUUCUGUUACAUCCAAAUACGUUCAGGUAAAUUACUUCUCAAACAUUUGCAAACACAACCUCAUAUGAAAAAGAAAAAAACAAUGCUGUUUUUUGCAUAUAAGCUUCAGUAUUAUGUGUUCAUUGAUGAUGUUUAGUUAAUGUCAUCAACAUUAAGACAUCAAUUUGUCCAUUUAAAUGGGGAAUCAUCAAAUCUAACGCAAGUAAAUUAUGGAUUACCUCAGGGAUCGGUUUUAGGACCCUUUCUAUUCUCCAUAUACAUGCUGCCCCUUGGAAACAUUAUUAGAAAACAUGGAAUUAGCUUCCACUGUUAUGCAGAUGAUACUCAGCUAUAUAUCUCAUCAAGACCAGAUGAUUCCUUCCAACUAUCCAAAUUGGCAGAGUGCAUCGACGAUAUAAAGCAUUGGAUGACUUGUAAUUUCCUUCUUUUAAAUUCUAAUAAAACAGAAAUAUUACUUAUCGGACCAAAGACACGUGAGCAGAAUAUUUCGGAUUAUAACCUCCAAAUUGAAGGCUGCACUGUUACCUCAACAAAUACAGUUAAAGACCUCGGCGUUAUAUUAAACAGCAACCUGUCAUUUAAAAAUCACAUCUCAAAUGUCACAAAAACAGCCUUCUUCCACCUUAGAAAUGUUGCCAAAUUACGAAAUAUUUUAUGUGUUGCUGACGCAGAGAAGCUUAUUCAUGCAUUUGUGGCCUCAAGACUUGACUACUGUAAUGCACUACUUAGUGGUUGUCCUGCAUCAUCAAUAAACAAACUACAGUUAGUUCAGAAUGCAGCUGCCAGAGUUCUAACCAGGUCCAGAAAAUACGAUCACAUAACCCCAAUGUUAUCAACCCUUCACUGG
Molecule: messenger RNA, 7887 nt
Organism: Triplophysa rosa
Lineage: Eukaryota; Metazoa; Chordata; Actinopteri; Cypriniformes; Nemacheilidae
Exons: 13
Coding region: 522-6992 (2156 amino acids)
Biological process (GO): regulation of apoptotic process
Molecular function (GO): ATP hydrolysis activity
Source: RefSeq, a predicted model, not a curated record